UCACUCGUCAAUACAACAACACUGGUGGCUUUUAUCGUCUUACUCGCCAACAUCCUAGCAUUUGGAAAUACAACACCUUGGUAUCGAUGCGGCCAAUAUGACUAUUCUUGCCUUCUCAGCUUAUCGACCAUUGCUUCGGCCCUCGCCCUCUAUGAGUUCAAAUGCGACAAUUGUCAAUUCAAAUGCUCGACCAAAGGAGUUAUCGUCAAAGCACCGCCUGAUGUUCAAAAAACAGCAGUUUGUUGUAUGAAGAAUUGUAUCGACCACAC
Meloidogyne enterolobii is the source of this 269-nucleotide messenger RNA. Lineage: Eukaryota; Metazoa; Nematoda; Chromadorea; Rhabditida; Meloidogynidae. The record is from the annotation of a GenBank genome assembly.